Capsaspora owczarzaki ATCC 30864 is the source of this 2103-nucleotide messenger RNA. RefSeq lists its product as hypothetical. The transcript has 2 exons. The record is from RefSeq and is a predicted model, not a curated record. Gene Ontology annotation, molecular function: exopolyphosphatase activity. Gene Ontology annotation, cellular component: cytoplasm. Lineage: Eukaryota; Filasterea; Ministeriida; Capsasporidae. Bases 353 to 2065 code for a protein of 570 amino acids.
UUUUGCAGUUGACGUUUGAACGAAAAAAAAAACAAAAAAACAGCCAAACAAAAAAGCUGAUCGCCGUGCUUUUCACAAAAAAGUGUGCAAAGUCUGAGAAAAACACGGUCACUCCGCUUUUUUUUUUUUUGAAACCUACGCACCCGUCCAGACUCGUCUUCCAUCCGAUUCUGUUUUGAUUGGAUUGGCGAAAGUACUGUCUCAAACCAGUUCGGGCAAGCUGUCAAUUUCCGAGUUUGCCGAUUUGUGAACACACAGGCUGCACGGCAACUGUGCAAAGAAUCGCGUCAGUCUCCACCACUCGCACAACAACACUGCUCCAUUGUUUAUUUUUUCGAGCAGUCGUGGAAAGAUGACAACCUCAGUUGUGGACGGCCCUGCGCCAGACGCAACCGUGGGCUUUGACGCUCAAGAAGACUGCCACGCUGCACCCGUGUCACGAUCCAAGCUGGGCAAGGAACCAGCAUUUGUGCGAAGCUGUCUACGUGCUGGCGGCCAAGCCCUCGUCUUUUUCGUGCUGUUUGCUGCAGUCGUUGUCGUGAUUUCAGCACCAAGCGCGCGCCCACACUUUGGACACGCCGUGCACAUCCAGCCACAACAUUCGCCGGCCUUCACUCGGCGACAAGUCGAUGCGGCGUUUGCUGCUGCAACCCACAACCAGGUCGAGCAGCUGGUGCCGACGACACUGGAAAUCGUGUCCCUCUCUCAGCUGCCCACCCCAACAGCGCAGAGCACCGCCCCGGAGACCACCACCGCCGAGCCAUCCACUUUCGCGGUGCCGUCAAAGCCCGCCAUCGAGCGCCUCAAGGCCUACCUGCAACGCUCGCGCAAGGCGCUGUACGACAUGUUCCAUCCGCUCAAGGCAACCACUCUGUCUGCCCGGCAAAAGCUGCAUGUUGUGAUGGGCAACCAGGCCUCGGAUCUCGACUCCAUGGCCACCUCCAUCAUUCACGCCUUCACGAGCGCAGCACACCACCACGCCGACAACAGCAGCCUCCCCAUCAUCCAAAACAACACGCUGAUUGUCCCCAUGAUGAACAUUCCCCGCCAAGACUAUCGCUUGCGCACAGAGGUGGCGUACAUGUUUGCCAAGAUUGGCCUGACACCCGAGAUGCUCGUCUUUGUCGACGACUUUGACGCCAAUGUCAUCAACGCUCGCGGCCUCCUGCAAGUGACUCUGGUCGACCACAACAUGCUGGCGCCCGAGCAAGCCAGCUUUGGCUCGUCCGUGGUCCGCAUUCUCGACCACCACUCGGACGACGGCCACCAUGCUGGCAUUGCCGAUCGGCAGGUGGACUUGGUCGGCUCGUGCUCCACGCUGAUGACUGAGCGCAUCCUUGCCUCGCCCGAACUCAAGGCCACCGUGCUGGACGCCCACGUUGCCGCGCUCCUGCUUGGCACAAUCCUGGUCGACACGGUCAACCUGGACACGGUCAAGGGCAAGACCACGCAGCGAGAUUUGGACGCCGCGCAUGCGCUGAUCGGCUCCGCCAGCUCGUUUGUGGCCCGCGGCCAGCUGUUUGCCGACUUGCGUCGCGAAAAGUUCAACCACGCCGCCCUCACCAGCGAUGAACUGCUCCGCCGUGACUACAAGGAGGACCGCUCAACCAACACGGCGAUCGGCAUCAGCUCCAUCUCCAUGUCUGUUCGCGAGCUGAUGCAGCGCGACCGCUCCUACGCCCGUGCCAUUGUGCGCUUUGCCACUCUCCGCAACCUCAAGGUGCUGGCCGUCAUGAACUCGUUCUUUGCGCCCGACUUUUCGAGGCAGCUCACCAUCUACACUGCCGACAAAAAGUCCCUCAAGCGCGUCGUUUCGCACCUCUUCCGCAACGGCAUUGUCGACUUUGAGCUGACCAAGGUGAACGUCCCCGGUCUGAGCGGCGAGGCGCGCAUUGUCACCUUCACCCAGAGCAACCUUCGCGCCUCGCGCAAGGUCCUCAUGCCCCUGCUGAAGGGCUGUUUCUCCGGCGACUUGAGCACGCUGCAACAGCAAGCUGCCCAGUCGCGCACUGUCCCUCCCACCCCUGCUCCGACGUCCCAAUCGUCGUCGCGCACCAAAAAGUGAAGUUUGUUUUUCUCUCUUUCUUGUUAAGUUAAGGCCCC